Messenger RNA from Aureobasidium musti, 1720 nucleotides. NCBI's taxonomy places the organism in Eukaryota, Fungi, Ascomycota, Dothideomycetes, Dothideales, Saccotheciaceae. The record is from the annotation of a GenBank genome assembly.
GGAGCGACAAACCAUGGUAUACCGACCUAGCGAAUACCGUGAGGUGCCACCUGUGGACCUGCUUUCCUGGAUCUUCGAAGAUAACGGCGUGGAUCCUGACGAAGAUGUAUGCUGUCAUCUUAUUCGGUUCAAAAAGCAUCAAGCUUAUUUCGUACAGAUUCUGAUUGAUGCUGCCAAUCCCGGAAACCGGUUCAACUCUCGACAGGCAGUCUCACUGAUACGUAGACUCAUUGCUGGUCUCAGAGCGGCUGGCUUAGUACCUGGAGAUACUGUCUGCGUGCAUGCAUUCAAUUCUACUCUUUAUCCACUACUCUAUUUUGGUACAAUCGGUGCGGGUGGUGUGUUUCUUGGAUCUAACCCUGCUUACAAAUGUCUGGAGAUGAGCCAUUUGUUGUCACUCACAGAGCCCAGAUUUCUCAUCACGGAGGCUGGUUUGCUGACAAAUGUGUUGCCUGCUGUUGAAACGUUUGUACCUGCCGCACGAAUACUCGUCCUCGACAUCGAAUCUCAAGAAUGCAGUCAUGGUGGGUUCGAAUCCUGGAGAAACUUGCUUCGACACGGCGAGCAUGAUUGGAUUCGGAUCAACGAUGAAACGACAGCCAAAACGACAAUCGCCGCACUGCAGCCAACAAGUGGUACAUCAGGCUUGCCAAAGGUAGCAACCACCUCACAUCAUGCUUUGGUGGCCGCAGGAGUCGCCAUGCGAUGUUUAGACCAGAAGCCUUACAAAGUUUCAAGACUCAUCUCCUUGCCUUUGUUUCAUUCUUUUGGUGCAUCGUUUGUGCAACUAUCUGCUUUCCACUAUGGCGAACCUACCUAUAUCAUGCGCAGAUUCAAUGCUGAGGCCUACGUUCAUGUGUUGGACAAACUCAUAAUCACCGAGACUGCUGUUGUACCUGCCAUGAUGGCAAGCAUUAUCGACCAGCGAAUAACCCCGGACGUGCUGAAAGGUCUGAGACGGAUAUGGUGCGCUGGGUCAUUGUUGUCUUCGAGGUUGAGCAAGGCCAUGUAUGAGCUUUUGCAUGAAGACGCUAUGAUCUUCCAGGUUUGGGGCAUGACGGAGUUUGGCCGCAUCACAUCAUCUGAAUGGCUUGAGAAAGAUGACAAUGGUAGCGUUGGUAAGCUGCUGCCGAACACAGAAGCAAGAGUGGUGGACAAGCAAGGCUUCGAAGUUCUUGACGAGGGCUUCGAAGGCGAGGUCGAGGUCCGCGGACCCUCGAUGAUGAGUGGAUAUUCGAGGUACCCGUUCGGUACUAUCGAGGCCUUCCAUGAUGGCUGGCUCAAGACUGGCGACUUCGGAUAUGUAAGGUCCAACAAGGUCUACAUCAAAGGCCGAAUCAAGCUGACAACUACCAGNGAACUCAUCAAAGUGCGUGGGUGGCAAGUCUCGCCCAAUGAGAUCGAGGAUGUCCUUUUAAUGCAUCCAUCAAUAGUUGAUACUGCCGUGAUUGGCGUCAGGCGGGUUGGCACAGACUCUGAAGACGAGCUUCCUCGUGCGUAUGUCGUGACCAGCAAGAAAGACUCUAUCAGAAUAGACGAGCUGGAGGUAAUGAAAUUUGUCCAAAAUCGGCUAUCCAGCUUCAAGGCGCUGGAAGGCGGAGUGAAGUUUGUGGACUCGAUCCCAAGAAGUCACAGCGGAAAGAUCAUGCGACACGAAUUGAGGGAAAGAGCAAUGUCGACAAUUGCUACAAGCCAGCACGAGGCAGAGAAACAGAUGCGA